UGCACUUCAUACCUUCUCUUGAAAACGGCUGUGUGAGAGAGAGAGCUGGGGGGGGGGUUGGUUCCCUCCAGCAAGCAGAAAAGGGCCUCCAAGCGGGAGUUGGGAGUUCUGGCUUGAAGGACGUCUACAAGAAGGUCCAACCUGCAAGAAGAAGAUCCAUGAGAAACGGUUACGCCCGAGUGAGAAAGACUAUAAAAGUUGACUUUGGCUUCCUGCGGUUCUCGAACGAGUGAACUUCCUGUGCCAAGCAGCUUUUUGACCUCCAUUUUAUGGCGUCUGCCUUUGAGGAAGCACCGGUGGUUGGGUUCCCCUUCUUCAUUGCUGGGGUGUCGCUGCUCUCUGCCUGCUUUGUGGCGCUCUGCGUAGCCUGCAAAAGGAGAGAUGAGAGCAAGCUGUCUUCCCAGGAUGAUGAACAGGUGUUGUGUGAUGAACCUGCUGUGCCAGGACCGAUGGCACCCUUGGCAAUUGGAGGCUCACUGCCCAAUCUGCAGCAGGACAGCGGGAGUGAUCCAGGGGUUGCAAACAUCGCACCAGCCCUGCUGACUCUUCCUCGCCUGUCGGACAAAGACGAUGACACGGUGGGCAGCUGCAGCUUCUACUUCCUCCCUCAGGGGGACCUGCCCAACGUCUUGCUUUCUCCAGAGGUGACCUACUCCAACCUCAGCUUCCCAAAACGAGGGGAGGUGACGCUGUGCGAAUCCCAGAGAGUGGAGGCAGAAGAAAACCAGAACAGUCAUCCUGCGGCUGAUAAGAUAGUGGAGAACGUCCAGGCAGGUGGACCCAGCUAUGCGUGUGUUGCGAAGAAGAAGAAGAAGAAGAAGGAGGAGGAGGAGGAGGAGAAAAAGAAGGCAACCAAUGGCAAACAAACCUGGAUGGAGAUGGAUAAACCACAAGAGAUGUCUCAUCUCACUGGCACGGCGAUACCUCCGCCAACAAAAGAGGUAGGAGAAGUUUUUAAGUGGCCUUCAAGAGAAACGUUCUUGUUAUGUUCAAAAAUGGUGAUUCUCAUUGUUAGAUCUCCCCUCCUAAGCGCUGUUCUGACCAAGGCUUCCUGA
Pseudonaja textilis is the source of this 1055-nucleotide messenger RNA. The record is from RefSeq and is a predicted model, not a curated record. Lineage: Eukaryota; Metazoa; Chordata; Lepidosauria; Squamata; Elapidae.